Molecule: messenger RNA, 3035 nt
Organism: Sesamum indicum (sesame)
Lineage: Eukaryota; Viridiplantae; Streptophyta; Magnoliopsida; Lamiales; Pedaliaceae
Molecular function (GO): microtubule binding
Source: RefSeq, a predicted model, not a curated record
CUCUUCCGCAGUUCAAAAUUAUUCUUUUGCGCUCCCACUCUCUCUCUCUCUCCUCUUUUCUCCCCUCUUUCUCCACACACACACACUAUCUCUAUCAUUGUUCACACCCUCUUGGUCGCAAUUGCAAAACCAAGAUCUUGUAAUAAAGUACAAGAAGAAGAUAGAAACCUGAUUUUCCGGUUAAUCGGAAUAAAGAAUAUGGAGAUGGAGGGGUCUGAGAAGAUUGAUCUGGAAUUCGAAGCGCACGGUCUCAUAGACAAUAUUGAAUUUUCAGGAGUUAUGAGUGCUGAAAAAGAAGUUGAUACUAGUCUCAAUAAUGACCAUUUGCCUCAACUGCAUGAAUCAACUGAACCUCAACUGAACCAAAGAAAUGGAAGGUAUAAUUUGCGUAAAAGUCUAGCCUGGGACAGUGCCUUCUUCACAAGUGCAGGAGUACUAGAUCCAGAAGAAUUAUCAAGCAUGAUUACAGGAGCAGAUAAGGGUGAAAAGCGAUUGUUACCUGGAAUUCAAGAAGACGUUUCAGCGUCGACUGAGUCUAUCUCCACUUUCCAAAGUGAUAAUUUGACUAUUGAAACUCUUGAGGAUGACUUGUUUGUAGACAUUAGAGCUUCCAUCCAAAGAUCCAGUAAAAGGACAUCGAAUUUGACGAAAUCAAGCAGUACAGCGGCAGCAUUGGAGGUAGAUAAUGCAGCCAUUUCAUCUCUGAAGAAGGAAGACUUUGUUUCUCAAAAUAAGAAUCCAAAACCAGGUUCCAGGAAAACCACUGGCCUGCAGACUGUUAGGAUCUCCAAAUGUCAGCCAAAACAAAAUAGUGGGAAGAUAGGAUCAGGGAAAGCAAUCAAGCAGGAUUCUGGUCAUUCACAGAUAAUGUCUAUCGCUAAGACUGGUGAGACAAAUUUAUUUCCUAAACCACCCAAGACAAUCAAUAGCUUCAUCCCGACUUCAACAACAACAAAGCGGGAUUCGGUGGGAGCUGGUCGUCUUAAAUCUGAACCUGGAAGCUUAAAACCUGGAAUUGCUUCCGGUAAAGGGUCUCAGCCACCAAAAGUAUCUGUGGUAAGUGGUGCUAGAAGGGUGUUGCCAAAACCUGCAGUAACAUCAAAGUCUUCUUUGUUGGCUGCUUCAACUACAAGUAGGGUACAUCCUGCAAGGUCCUCUGCCUCAAGUGACGGCGCUAGUAGUAUGUCUUCUGGAACACCUGCUAAAUCUUCUGCAUUGACACCAAGAAGAAAUACAAGCAAAAGUGGCAGUGUUGGUACUGGUCCGUCUGGUCCCAUUCCUAAAACUCCAUCCAGAGCUCUGCUUAAGAAUAAACCAGCACCAUCUAAGCUAUCAGCUUAUCUGAUGUCUUCUAAAAUCUCCUCAAGUGUCUCACCAGCUAGUUCAAUCAGUGAGUGGUCUUCAGCAUCAUCAUCAUCAUCUUCAAUGGUCAACCAGAGAUCCAAUAACUCGAGAACAAGUCUAGAUACCAGCUCUUGUAGGUCUGUAGAUGGUGAUAUCAUUCUUCUGGAUUCAAGUAAUGAGCCAGCCGAUCAAACUGCUGAUAUACAUGGAAAUCAAGAAGUUACUUUAACAAGCAACAUUUCAAAAAAAUCCUCUACACAGACUGGCACCGGUCAGGCUCUCACGAAACCAUCAGGAUUACGAAUGCCAUCCCCCAAAAUUGGGUUCUUCGAUGGGGCUAAGUCAUCAGCUCGCACCCCUAAUGGGCAUCAGCAGUCUCAGGCUGGCUUACACGCUGUGUUUCCCAAGAAUGGAGCUGCUACCUGCACCCCAAUUCGAAGCUCAAACAGCAAACUGAAGAGUGCUAAGGUUCCAAUGACUAGAACUUCAACUUCUUUCGGAAGCACACAGGACAGUUCUCCGAAGGCCACAUCUCCUACAUCCUUUCAAGAAAAACCACAUGUUUUGGUAAAUACUUCUAGUAUGAAAAUGGAUGUAAAAGAUUCUUUCAGUGCGAUUGGUGAAAAUUUUCAGACGGCAGAGGAAGUUCAGGCUGAAGAUGGAGCUAAGCAAGUGGUAGGUGAAGGUAUGGGUGCCACUAUUAAGGAGAAUGUAGCUGACUUGAAUAUGCAUAAAAGUAGGGUCACUGGGGAUAUCAAGACUGCUUAUGUUGAAGAGAUUGUCGCUUCAGGUUCACAACAUACUGAAUGGAUAGAAGAUCUACUGAUUAACCAGAAUCAUCUUAAGAAAAAUUCUGAUCCAAUUUGCGAAGAUACUGACAAGGAAAAUUGUCAUGUUAAAUAUCCAGGGGAAGAAAUGACAGGAGACAACAAAGAUGCAUAUCACAUUGUCCAUGAGUUGAUAAAUCAAAUUCUAAGUAGUACAACAGAAUCUGCACUCCCUUUUCCUACAACUGCAUCUGAGUCUGCAGCCUGCAGAGCCCCUUUGGCUCUCAAGAAUGUUUUCUGCAGUAGUGAAGGCAUUGAUAUGCCAAAGGAGUUGGCUACACAGGUAGCUGUUGCAGAUAAGACAGGUUUUAUAGUGCCUUCCUCUGAGCAGAAAGAGAAUAGCUAAAACCCCUGUCCGUUGGGCUUGUUUCCAGGGUACACAACUCAUGCAGAUCAAUUAGGUUUGGUUAUGGGAAUCUCACAUGCAAUAUGUGAACUUUUUCUGGCCCGCAGCCCUCAAUCCCUCAAAGAGAAAAAGGGCAGACGAAAUAAGAUGGAAUCCCAUAUAGAGGAAUUGCAUCUAGAUGUUCUUAUAUUGUUGGUCUCUUUGCGUACUUAAGUUAUAGCUGUAGAUUCAGAGUUGAUACUGUCUUGUUAUUCCCGUGAGAAGCCACUUUAAGCAAGCUAUUAAUUCAACUUUUGUGGGCCUUUGAUGUAAGGUGACUACAAGUGGGGGAUGUCUCUUGGCUACUUUGUAGUGAUGCGUCAUUAUUUUAGUUCGUUGGUCAUGCUAGGAGCACUGCUUCGGAUAAUGUGUGAUUGUACGCCCACUCCCAGCAUUUUUACUUAACAAAGUCUAGUGUAAAGGUUACCCUUUUGGCUUCUCAUCGUUCUCCGUAUAUGCAAUAAAUGGAUUGAACCCUA